This is a messenger RNA of Peronospora matthiolae, 2634 nucleotides long. Lineage: Eukaryota; Oomycota; Peronosporomycetes; Peronosporales; Peronosporaceae. The record is from the annotation of a GenBank genome assembly.
AUGAUGCUCGCUCAACUGGCGACAGCAACAUCGGAUACAACUACAUCCGCCGACGACAGCCGAGUGAUCCUCCUACUGGAUUUCCGCAAGGAUUAUGACACGGUCGAUCGCGAAUUCCUGUAUGAGGCUCUUCGCCAAUUUGGUUUCGCGGAAAGGUAUGUUCAGCUUAUUACUCGACUACAUACUGGUACUACGGCCGCGUUCCUUGUAAAUGGGGAACAGUCUCGUCCCAUCUCCGUCGUUUCCGGUAUCCGGCAAGGCUAUCCACUCGCCCCUUUGCUUUUUCUCGUCGUGGUGGAGAUAUUGGGCGUUGCGGUACAGCAAUCACCAGAUUUGUCUGGGCUUCCUGUCCCUGGACGACAUCCGGCAACGCACGUUUUCUCGGCGUUUGUGGAUGACUCGACGAUCUUUCUCGAGAAGGCCAGUCAGCUGGAGCCAGCGAUAGCUCUUCUCUCUCAAUUUGGGACCCUAUCAGGGCUAGUUGCCCAACCCUCCAAGAGUCAGAUCAUUUGUCUUAAUCGGGCUGUGCACGUAGCCGACAUGCGGGGCAUUCCGGUCCUUCAACAGGCGGACACGGUGCGAUACCUGGGCUAUCAAGUCGGACUAAGACCCUUACACAAUUGCAACUGGGCGCUUCGCAUCCGGAAGCUUCAACGGAGGCUAAUGACAGCUUCUAGGGUGGCGACUAGUGUGGCGAAUCGGGUGUUGAUCCUCAACUCCAUCAUUCUUUCGUCUGUUCUGUUCACGGCGGCGGUGUUCGAUAUGCCUGAGUGGGCACGACUUGCUGUCCACAACCUGUACAAACAAUUUUUAUGGGCUCAUGCGACUUCAACGGAAGCCAGCCGACACAAGAUUAACCCGGGACUACUUUUCACCCCCAAAAAGGCAGGGGGGGUUGGGUUGGCCUCUUUGGAAGUGGCUAUUAAAACGCAGCGUACCAAGCACGCUUUACAGUGGCUCACACAAGCUCAGGACAAGACGCAGGCAGCUGAGGCUGCAUCGUGUGUCGGGGCACCGUCCCCAAAUUCAUGGGUACCGGACGUUGACAAGCUUCUACACCCUACGGUAGAGCAAGCCACCAUACUCAGCGAGCGGGUACGAACGUACUACCACCCCGUCCUCCACGGCGCCAGUAGCUGGUGGGAGGAGGAGGAAUGGGUUCUGUCGUAUCAUCACCCUUUCCCGGCUGGGUUACCUGCGCUCGAUCCUCAACAGUGUGCGCUACAUCGCUUUUGGGGGACACUAGGCUGGAGUAAUAACCCGUGGAUCCAGGACGGCAAUGGCCUUCCGCUAAAAUCCGCUACCUACGACCGGAUCGCGAUCUGCCCCAUCUCGGACCUGCACAUUCGGCGAGCAGGGCCAACUGAAUUUAUUUUUCGCAUUAAGCCGGUUGGACCCCGAUCUAUGCACCACUCGCAGCCUAAACUCCGUCGGUGGGCGACGGCAAUCUUGCUGGCAUCCCCUACGUUUCCCAUUGGGGGCGAAUUAGCGCUCGAACCUGAGCUGGUUCUUCGCCAUGCACCACCUUUUCGACAUGAAUGGACCUGGGUCUCGGUGCAACAAGGUCGAGUGGUCGGGAGGCGAGAGGGGUACUUGGAAGUCGCUGACCAGCCUGUUGAACUGCAGCAGAGUGCGGAUGGAAUUCGCUGGUUUUUCACCUCUUACCUACCAGAUUUAGCUACUAAUUCGGACGAGGACAGAUCCAUUUGGGACCUACGCCUGCGUCGUCACGGCGUCGUGUUUUACUCCCAUCCCGGGCAUCAUGGCUUUCCUUGGGCCGUUGCCGAGUCGGUCGCGAAUUUAGCUAUACGAAAAGCUAUUUCACGCCUGGCGUUCACGUUUCACAAAAGACUUCUUGCAGUCGCAUUGCGACCGCUGGUGCGGCGUCUGGACGCCGUCUGUGACUUCGAUCAGUGGCAGAGGGCUGCCGCAAACCAAGACCCGGCACACGUUUGGAAGCAUGCCAAUGGCCUUUCCGACCAUCAGGUCUGGACUUGUUACCGUAUAGCCACCAAGCAACUCAACUUGUACCAUGCCGGCCGUCCGGCGGACAAUAGUUGCCGGGCGUUAUCGGCGUGUCACGGUUGCAAAGAAACGCCGGCUCACAUCUUUUGGGACUGCCCCAAGGCGCGCGCGUGCUGGGGUCAACUCAUUACCCAUUGGACAGGUGAACGGGCUGGGAGGCCGUGGGGAGAGCGUAGGUUCGUCGGGAGUGUGAAUCGUCACGCGCCGGAGAUACCGUCCAAGCAGCGUCUUCGGAUUUACCAUAUGCUCCCGGAGGACUUAGAGGCUGGUGUCGCGGUUUGGAAGCGUCUCUGGUUUAUUAUGAGCAGCAUUUGUCGGACCCACUUAUGGAAUGAGCGGAACGACGCGGUUUUUCGAGGAGUGCAGUCGACGCCUCUCCACAGCGCCGCGCGUUUUUGGGCGCUGGGAAUUCGACAUCUUACCGCAUUAGCGAAACGCGAACAUCGCGGUCCCGCCACAGCUGUCGCCGGGGCUAUCAUGCAUACCUGUAUCGACCUCUUUAUUCUCGAACCUCGGGAUGGGCCGAUACCUUUAGGUGACAGCCACGACAAGCUACCAGUUCCGGAGCUAUUGUCCUGGCUUAGAAGUUUUCAGACAUCUUUAGCAUAA